Cyclocybe aegerita is the source of this 675-nucleotide messenger RNA. The record is from the annotation of a GenBank genome assembly. NCBI's taxonomy places the organism in Eukaryota, Fungi, Basidiomycota, Agaricomycetes, Agaricales, Hemipholiotaceae.
AUGUCCAGAAGUGCUGAUGCUUGGGGCGAUGAGCCUGUGCCUAAUUCUGGUUCAAUCGCGUCCACUUCCGGGUCUUCAGUCGCAUUAAAAGUCAAAAAGCCAACAAAACCCGUCGUACGCGACGAUUGGGAGGAUGACGAGGAAGAGGAAGACGUUGGUCGGUCUGUAGACGCGCAGAACAAGAAGCUUUGGGAGGACGCGAACUCGAGGGAAUACAGACCAAUGCCUGCAGUCAUUAUAUCCGCUGGAUCUUCGAGCAGCAGCUCUGCGCCUACACUCCCGCUCAACCAACCGCCGGCGAUGAAGAUCCUGAAGCGCCCAUCACCAUCUGUAUCCCCCUCUCAGUCUUCCUCGAACGCGAACGCAGCCUCUGCCGAAACAUUUCAAGAUCGUGAGGCACGAUAUCAAGCCGCGCGCGAACGAAUAUUUGGCCCGUCCAGUGAUAGCUCUCCUACUGAGGGCUCAGAGAAGAAGAAAAAUCCGUCUUCCCAGAAAUCUACAUCCCCAACCUCCCCUCCUCCUCCUGCCAAUAAGGUCGUUCGCGAACCGCGAGGUCCAAAUUCUGGCGGGAUUAGCGCCGGGAACCAGGGCUUCAAUGAGCGCAAGGCCAGACCUCCACCCAAUUCUUCUCCCAUUUCACCUGCGCCGCCCUUGUCGGAUGCCCCUGCACGCUAA